Messenger RNA from Eublepharis macularius, 4669 nucleotides. It is a transcript of the gene FGD6, whose product is annotated as FYVE, RhoGEF and PH domain containing 6. The record is from RefSeq and is a predicted model, not a curated record. Gene Ontology annotation, molecular function: guanyl-nucleotide exchange factor activity; metal ion binding. Lineage: Eukaryota; Metazoa; Chordata; Lepidosauria; Squamata; Eublepharidae. Gene Ontology annotation, cellular component: cytoplasm. Bases 179 to 4420 code for a protein of 1413 amino acids. The transcript has 21 exons.
CAGCCAGUCCGUCGUUCGCUCAGCUGCGGGAAUGUUACACGGGAGCCGAAGGCGCGAGCGGCGCUUUUCGGCAGCCACCGGGGCGUUUUUCUUCUCCGCAGCCAACCCGAGAAGAGCCGCCAUGCCUUAAAAGAAAGGGGGCCGGCGGGGGGAAAAAGGCGCAUGGGAGGGAGGCACCAUGAGUUCAGCUGAAAUUAAGAAGCCACCAGUGGCCCCGAAACCAAAAUUUGUGGUAGGACACAAACUAGUGCCACCUCCUGUCGCACCUAAGCCAGACGUUGUUCUUGCAGACAUCUUACAACCUACAAAGAAAACAAAACCAGCAGUAGCACCAAAGCCAAAAGUUCUCAAGUGUUCGUCUUUUCCUGAUGUUAAAACAGCACCACCAUCUUUAACAAAAAAUUCUAAGAGUUUAGAAGCAGACGCUUCUGAAUAUCUAGUUCAUUUGAAUUACAAAAAUGGAGCCCCAAGUGAUAAUACUGCUUAUAUUAUAUCAGUAUGUUCAUGCAAUUUUGAAUGCAUACAUAAAUUUGGGGACAAUACAUGUAAAAAUCCUACCAUUCUUGAACAGUUGGAAAACCUAGAGAAUAUUGAUAUAGGUGAAAAACCAGCAUCAUCUCUAAAACCUAGAACAUUACUUGAUAACCAUAAUGAAAAAAAUAUAAAUAAAACCAGGGUAAUCUUAAAGGCUAAUUUUACAGAAGAAAAACUCAAAGGUGUACUAACGCAUAACGUUUCGCCCAAUAAUGGCCAUUUGAAGCAGAAACCCUUGAAUAAACUUGAAAACAAUGGCAUUAAAAUAGAAUUGGCAGACCUUGUCCAGUCUUCACCCAGUUUGGAAGCAAUUACAGUCAGUUCAAAUGCCCAUACAAAUAUAAGUGAGGUUGCAUCUGAAGUGUCAGAAACUUCUUUUCCUUUCACUGAAAGAACCAACAGUUGCUUUUGCUCAUUUGUUCAAACUCCUCCAGAAAAAGUGGAUACUGGUGGUUCGUGCCCAGAUACCUACACAAAAGGAGGUGAUGAAUCUCUCCCUUCCUUUGGGACAGAUGUUCUUCCAUCAGCUAAAGCUCUCCCAGUUCCCAAGCCAAGAAAGCUACGUGUUCCAUGUCUUGUUCGACAAGAUGGUGUAGAUAUCCCAGGUGAUGCUUCUAAGUGCGAUUCUGCUGGGCUUUCUGAGGAUGGAUUUAGAAAAACAGCAAAAAUUAAUGUUCUCGUUCAAAGUGUUUCCUAUAACAAUCAAGAAAUUAUGCCUAUAGCUGAUAGGUCUGAUAUUACUACUACUGCUACAGAGAUAAUGUUCCCAGCAAAGGAAUCUUCUGGUUCCAAAGAACUGAUCCCACAAAACCUUUUGCCUCAGGUCCUACAUGAAACCUCAAUUAUGGUAGAGAAUGUUGAACAUUGUAAUGCUGUACAUUCUGCCAAAAAUAUAGUAGAAGAUACUGGUAUAUUUACUGCUAACGAUAACAAGACUAGCUUUAUAAGGUGUAGUAAUCUUUCUAUGAGUUUGCCUAAGCAAUUAAAACUAUCAUGCAAUCAACCUUUACCUGCCUUUAACAGCCGUGAUUCUGCACAAAGGAAAGAAGAUAAAGAUGCACAUUUAAAAGGUGAGAGUUCACCAAAAAUCAUUCCUAAAAAACCUCAAAGGCACAGCCUUCCUGCAGCUGGGCUGUUAAAAAAGGCUGCCUCAGAUGAAUUUGUAGAGAAAAGGGCUUAUCUUAAUGAAGAGGCACACUCCAAGACCCCCCUGGACGGACCGCGAUCAAGACAUUUAUCUGCCAAAGAACAAAGUACUUUGCUAUCCUGUGAUAUUCCCAAACCAUCUUUGGAGAAACCUGUCUGGAAAUUACCUCAUCCCAUCCUUCCAUUUUUAGGCAACCCGGAAGCCUUAAAAAACACAAAGAGUUCCAAAAGCUAUGAACUUCCAAGUGUGGUGACAAAACCUCGAGCCAAAUCUUUGUCUUCCGUAGAUAUGGACAAAAUAAACAAGCCACAAAGAGAAACUCAAAAGAAAAAUUCAUUAAAGAAAUUCCUAAACAUGAAGCUGUCUGUUUGUAUGCUAAAAAGUGACUUUCAGAGGUUUUUGGCCAAAGGCUGCCAAUCUGCAGAUAAUACUGCUGUUGCUUUUUCUAGCAGGGAAGGACAUGGCAAAAACUGGAAUGUAACUUGUGCAACUGGUGGGAAAAAAACUAAACCCUCAAAGGCACAUUCUAUAGAAAAAUGCAGUCCAUCCUCACAAAACAAAAAGCAAAGAUCAAGAAGUCAGUAUGAAAUACCAGCUGGUCAGAUAUUGUCUUUAGAUGAACAACCCUCCAUGUUACAAGGACAUUUGCAUUCUUUUUCCCUUGACUUUACACCAGAAUAUGAAAACGUAAGCCAUUAUGAGGAAAUUCCAGACUAUGAAAACUUGCCUUUUGCAUCCACUGAAAAAAAUGUAUGUUUUGAGUGGCAGAAUUCCAGCAGUUAUGAAGACCAUGACUCUAAUAUAUAUGAGGUGGAGCAAGUAUAUGAAACUACAAGGAGCUAUUCAAAGCUUGACAGGCCUUCAGCAGAGGAUCAUUAUGAUUCUGGUUUGGUACAUGGAGAGCUUCACUCUGAUGAAGAGAUUAUAUCAAGAGAUGUCAACAGUUCAGAUGAAGAUGAUGAUACCAAUUCAGACUCCAGCAAAGGGGAACUCGAUAUACAAGAAAAUAAUCAGGUUAAAGCAGCUGGGAAAAAAACAAAGGUUCACCAUAUUGCUAAAGAAAUCAUGAGCUCAGAGAAAGUGUUUGUAGAUGUGCUGAAGCUCCUGCAUAUUGAUUUCCGAGAUUCAGUGGCACAUGCUUCCAGGCAACUUGGAAAGCCAGUAAUUGAAGACAGGAUCCUGAAUCAGAUCCUUUACUACCUACCUCAGCUGUAUGAGCUUAAUCGGGAUCUCUUGAAAGAACUAGAAGAACGGCUGGCACACUGGGUUGACCAUCAGAGAAUUGCUGAUAUUUUUGUUAAAAAAGGACCUUACUUAAAGAUGUAUUCAACUUAUAUCAAAGAAUUUGAUAAGAAUGUAGCCCUUCUAGAUGAACAAUGCAAGAAGAACCCCAGUUUUGCUGCAGUCGUUCGAGAUUUUGAGAUGAGCCCCCGCUGUGCUAGCUUGGCACUCAAACACUAUUUGCUCAAGCCAGUUCAGAGGAUCCCUCAAUACAGGUUGCUUUUGACAGAUUAUUUAAAGAACCUUUUAGAAGAUUCAGCUGAUUUCAAAGAUACUCAGGAUGCUCUUGCUGUUGUCAUAGAAGUGGCCAACCAUGCAAAUGACAUAAUGAAACAAGGAGAUAACUUUCAGAAGCUUAUGCAAAUACAGUACAGUUUAAACGGUCACCAUGAGAUUGUACAGCCAGGAAGGAUCUUUUUGAAAGAAGGAACACUGAUGAAGCUGUCCAGGAAAAUCAUGCAGCCUCGAAUGUUUUUUUUGUUUAAUGAUGCUCUACUAUACACUACUCCUGUUCAGUCUGGAAUGUACAAACUCAACAACAUGCUGUCACUGGCUGGAAUGAAAGUUAGAAAGCCAAUCCAUGAAGCUUACCAGAAUGAACUGAACAUAGAAAGUGUACAGCGAUCUUUCAUUCUUUCAGCCAGUUCUGCAACAGAAAGAGAUGCAUGGUUAGAAGCCAUUUCAAGAUCAAUUGAAGAAUACACAAAGAAAAGGAUCACCUUUAACCCUAGUAAAAGUCUGGAAGAGUCAGACCCAGAGAAAGAGGAAAAUGACAGUCCUUUAGGGUCAAAGGCUCCCAUCUGGAUUCCUGAUACAAGAGCUACCAUGUGUAUGAUCUGUACUAGCGAGUUCACACUGACGUGGAGAAGGCACCACUGUAGAGCAUGUGGAAAGAUAAUCUGCCAAGCUUGUUCAUCAAAUAAGCAUGGAUUGGACUAUAUGAAAAAUCAGCCUGCAAGAGUAUGUGAUCAUUGCUUUAAAGAGCUGCAAAAGCACAGUAAGCUUGGCCCAGAUAAUCUGUGCACUCCUUCUAAAAACGGGUCUCCAGUAAACCACAAAUCUCCAUCCAGUGCCUUGUCUACAGUGUUGCACAGCAUCCCAUCUGGAAGAAAACAGAAAAAGAUCCCAGCAGCUCUCAAGGAAGUAUCGGCAAGUACAGAAGACUCUUCAAUGAGUGGCUAUUUAUAUAGAUCAAAGGGCAGCAAGAAGCCCUGGAAACACCUGUGGUUUGUGAUAAAAAAUAAGGUGCUAUACACAUAUGCUGCUAGUGAGGAUGUAGCUGCUUUGGAAAGUCAGCCUUUACUGGGAUUUACAGUUGCUGAAGUCAGAGAUGAAAACGUAGAAUCUAAAGAAUUCCAUUUGUUGCACAAAAAUACCUUAUUUUACAUGUUCAAAGCAGAUGACACCCAUGCAACACAAAAGUGGAUAGAAGCUUUUCAAGAAGCAACAGUAUUGUAGCAUGGCUGAUGGUGCCCAUUGUUGAAAGGAAAAAUGUCAAAUGACAAAGUGAAUACUACAAUUCUUUUUUUUAAUCAGAGUGAUAGAAUUCUGCAAACAUCAAUCUAAACAAAGUUGGCUUGUUUAUGAAAUUUAGCAGACAUUGCCUCUUCUUUGUUUAGUCGGAAUACUUUGCAAGAAAUGUGUGUACUUGUCUUUUUUGUGAUACAAAAAGUGUUAUUUAUUAAACUCUGCCACUGUUUUACUUAA